GUGCCAUCUGCGAAAUUUAAGGCAAGCUGCUUCGUUACAUUGCCGUGCUGUUCUGAUUGACAACACAAAUACCUAACUGACUAUCAAUCACCACUAACCACCCCGUGAAAGCGAAUUUAAUACAUUAUCAGUUUCGAGGUAUGGAUGAAUAUACAAUUUCUGCACCCAAUGAAACUCAUUAUGAAGCUAUUGGAAAUUUCCUUUUUCAAGAUUAUUUACAACGUGAGAGAUGCUGUGUUACUUCUGGGUUAUCUGCUGAAAUGGCAGAAGCAGGUCUUGAUUUGACAAGCAACACUGUUGAUGAGAUAAUCGGUGCCCUACAGGAAGGUUUAACCCUCAUUGCUGCAGACAGCAAGGACCCAGGAACAAUAGUUGGCGUAGCCAUAAAUGUGAAAGCCAAGGAUGACACUGAAUUUGACAGCUCUAAGCUUUCUAAAAGCAGACAAGCUAUUAUAAAGUUCGUUAAACAACUCAAGGAGGGGCACGAUAUUACCACAGAAUGUGGUGGUCAAGGUUUCUAUUUAUGGAUGCUUGGUGUAAGGGAGAUUCACUGUCGAAAAGGAAUUGCUAGGAGAUUGACUGAGAAAUCAAUUGAAUUGGCUCGUCAGAAGAACAUGUCAUUCAUCAGCAGUAUUGCUUCCUGUGCUGAAACCGUGCACCUGUGUGAAAAUAUGGGUUUUGAAACAAAAUCUGAGAUGAAAUUUCAAGAUUUUUUUUUGGAUAACCAUAUGCCUGGAUUUCCUCACGCAACAUCUUUAGACAAAGCAAGAUUUACGGUAAAAAAAUUGUAAGCCAGUUAUCGUUAUUUAGGAUACAAAUUUGUGGAUGAAUGUCAGUGUACGAAAUAUAUUUUAAAUGUGAGAA
This is a messenger RNA of Daphnia carinata, 864 nucleotides long. RefSeq lists its product as uncharacterized. The record is from RefSeq and is a predicted model, not a curated record. The transcript has 2 exons. Lineage: Eukaryota; Metazoa; Arthropoda; Branchiopoda; Diplostraca; Daphniidae. Bases 141 to 791 code for a protein of 216 amino acids. Gene Ontology annotation, molecular function: N-acetyltransferase activity.